CCAUCGCCCGCAUCCCUUUUUCUCUUUCACCCUUUCUUAUUAAUUUCUUCUUCUCCAUCUCCCUCUUUUCUCCUCCUUCAACUCCUUGUGUGUGAGAUUCAGCACAACCUCUCAGCCUCGUCAAAGUUUCGUCAAAAAGGAAAGUUUAAAGGAACAAAAGGGAAGGGGAAAAAAGAAGAAGAAGAAGAAGAAGAAGAGAAAUCCAAGAUAACCAUGGUUUUCCCAUCAGUUCCUCUCUAUCUUGAUCCACCAAACUGGAACCAGCAGCAAGCUCAUCAGCCAGGAAGCAGCGGUGAGAUUGGUCAGCUUCCCCCUGCAGGAAUGGCGGCGCAACGGACGGAGGUGGGAAUGGCCGCCGGUUCGAUCCGGCCGGGAUCGAUGGCGGACCGGGCCCGGCUGGCGAAGAUCCCGCAGCCAGAUCCGGGGCUCAAGUGUCCCCGGUGCGAAUCCGCCAACACCAAGUUCUGCUACUUCAACAACUACUCGCUCUCGCAGCCCCGCCACUUCUGCAAGACCUGCCGCCGCUACUGGACCCGCGGCGGCGCCCUCCGCAACGUCCCUGUGGGAGGCGGAUGCCGCCGAAACAAGCGCAGUAAGCCCUCCGGAGCCAGUUCCUCCAAGUCCUCCGCCACCACGCAGACCUCCGCCGCCUCCUCGUCCUCCGGUGCAAUCACGUCGCCCCAUGCGGUCUUCCCCUCGCAAUUGUCCUUCAUGGCAGCCUCUUUGCACCCGCUGCCGCCGGACUUCAACUUCGGAGCCAGCUUCUCCGGCCUCGAUGCGGCUGAUUACCAGCUCGGAGGUAGCGGCGCCGGCGGUGUUGUGGGGCUUCAGCAAAUGCAGCAAUUCCCUUUACUUGGAGGUGGAGCGCUAGAGCAGCUCCCUCCGCCACAGCCACUGCCACUGCCACUUCAGUCCAUUUCCGGGCAAUACCCUUAUGGCGGCGGCGAAGGCAGUGGAUUUGCCGGGGGAUUAUUCACAGGGCAAGCUCCAAUGUUGAAGCAGUCGGCUCUCAUCUCUCAGCUUGCUUCCGUAAAGAUGGAAGACAACCAACAACUGCUUAACUUUCCGAGAAACUACCUUGGCGUUUCACGCAACGACCAAUUCUGGAACGGCAGCGAUGGCGGAAGCAGUGGCGGCGCCGCCUGUGGUUGGGAUAUCUCCGGAUUCAACUCGUCAUCGGGGUAACAUAUCUUGUAAUCGUAUGCAUGGUGGCCUUUACACAAGUUUUAACACGGAAGCUUAGGGUUUUUUUGGCUUCCAUGAUCGGCAUACAAGGCAUGAGGAGAGGAGAAGCUAAUUAAAGUAGUACUAUAACUCUGAUAUGAUGGACGGCAUCAGAACAUUAAACAACUUGAAAGUUUUAAUUAACUUGUUGUGCUAGACGUAGGGUUCUUGGUUUAGAGUGAAUUGGUGUCGAUUUCUUUUCUUUCUAGUUUCUUAGCAUACUGUAUCAGUGUAACUUAAUUACACUUUGGUUAUACUUAUGAUCAGAUCCGAUCGGUCGUUUGUGAUGGAGAACAUGUAUCUGAAUUCAACAUGUAGAAUAUUUUGCUGCUAAAAUGGGCAAUGUACUACAUCUCAUCUUCGAGUUUGAUUUA
Molecule: messenger RNA, 1598 nt
Organism: Zingiber officinale
Lineage: Eukaryota; Viridiplantae; Streptophyta; Magnoliopsida; Zingiberales; Zingiberaceae
Product: dof zinc finger protein DOF5.1-like
Exons: 2
Coding region: 214-1185 (323 amino acids)
Biological process (GO): regulation of DNA-templated transcription
Molecular function (GO): DNA-binding transcription factor activity; DNA binding
Source: RefSeq, a predicted model, not a curated record